This is a messenger RNA of Zingiber officinale, 2722 nucleotides long. Its product is annotated as thioredoxin-like protein AAED1, chloroplastic. Lineage: Eukaryota; Viridiplantae; Streptophyta; Magnoliopsida; Zingiberales; Zingiberaceae. The record is from RefSeq and is a predicted model, not a curated record. The coding region runs from base 53 to 832 and encodes 259 amino acids. The transcript has 9 exons. Gene Ontology annotation, molecular function: antioxidant activity.
UUUAUUAUUUAUCAGAUUGUUCAAAUUUGUGGUGCCAUUUCCCCGAUCCCCAAUGGCGAUGCCCAUUCGAGCAACUCUGCCGGCGACCGCCGAUCUCGCCGGGAAAAGGUUCAUGCGCCGCCGAUCCUCCGGUUCCGUUACUGCUACGAGAAUUCGUAACUUCGACCAAGCCUUCCGCCUCUUCUCUCCCCCCAAGGAGAGGAUCCGGUGCUCCCGCUUCUUCCCUCCUCUCUUUGCAGUGUCCGAGCCCAUAGGUGGUGCUUCUGCAGUCACUUAUGAAGACCUCACAAAUUCCCUGGAAAAUGUAGAAGUUUUUGAUGUUAUUGGUAAAGCUAUUCGCAUAACUGAUUUGUGGAGAGAUAGGAAAGCUGUAAUUGCAUUUGCACGCCAUUUUGGAUGUGUCUUUUGCCGUAAACGUGCUGAUCUUCUUGCUUCCAAAAAGGAGCUCAUGGAUGCAGCCGGAGUUGCACUUGUUUUGGUUGGGCCUGGUACCGUUGAACAGGCAAAGGCAUUUGUUGAGCAAACCAAAUUUGAAGGAGAAGUUUAUGCAGAUCCUACCCAUUCAUCUUAUGAUGCAAUCAAGUUUGCUUAUGGCGUUUUGACAACUUUUACUCCAUCUGCUGGUAAAAAGAUCCUAGAAUUAUACUUGGAAGGCUAUAGACAGGAUUGGGAGCUGUCAUUUAAAAAGAACACGGUUGAAAGAGGUGGUUGGCAACAAGGAGGCAUAAUCAUAGCAGGCCCUGGUGUGAACAACAUCUCAUGCAUCCACAAGGAUAAGGAAGCUGGAGAUGAUCCACCUAUAGAAGAUAUUAUCAAAGCAUGCUGUCAAUGAGAAAAGGAUGGAUAACUGACCUACUUGUUUUACGGUACGCGAUGGACCGUCGGUAAUAUCUCUUUAAGAGAGUAUAUUUCAGUUUAAACUCAUAUCCAAAUUUAUCACAUCUGCAUAAAAAUAGCCAUGUUUAUGUGUAAAUAUGUUUCAAGGAAUCCAACACCAAGGCUAUGCAUGAUUGUGUCCGUCUUAAAUCCUAAAUCCUAAAAUCAUAAACCAUGAACACUUGACUAACCCCACUCGGUUGGUCUUAAAUUUAUCCCUCAAUUCCAUGCAUCCACCCGAUUUUCGACGGACAAACUUUUGAACAAUAAAAAAUUUUGACGUAGAGGGAUUUUCAUGUCUUCUCGGUUGAAUUUCUAAUGUGGUAAACAGGGAGAGCUCUUUGAACUUUUUCCCUCGUGGAUUCAAAGGGCUUUUGAUCUUGAAAACACCAGUCAAAAGAACACACUGUCGAUCAUUUGCACUUUUUCCAAUCAAAUUUUCCUCUAUUUUUUUUCCUUUUAAAUUAAUAGGAGUACAAUUCCAAUUGUGGCUCUUCCUUUGGAAGAUUACGUAGCAAAGAAUCUUAUUUUCUGUGUUUUAUUUAUUUAUUUAUUUAUCUAUUUAUUUUAGUUUCAUGUUCCGAAAUAGUUGUUGUUUUAUCCUUCCUAUUUUUUUAGAGAAAAUAAAAAGGUUUCUUUCGUUGAGUGCUGACUGCUAUUCUAUCUUUAUUCUCUCACCUUUUUAGGACAUAAAAAAAUUAGUUUUAUUAUUUUUUUUUUUUGCCAAACUUAGUUUUAAGUUGGUGUUGACCGGACCUUUUCAAAGUUUUCCCAAUGGCGACAAAUCUAUCAUUAGAUUCUCGCCAGGCUGUCAUGUUUCUUUGCCGAAGUCAACAAUUGAUAUAGAUUUGGCUUUUUAUAAUUUGCACGUGCAGCUUCUCAUCUCCCCGUUCCAGUCUUGCACACUAACCUUGCAGUCAAAGUACAUUCAACAAGAACGUUAUUAUCUUCAAUAAGCUAUCGAAAUUCAAGUAGUUAUCCAGAUCUAAACAAGAUGAGACAUUUAGCUCUAAAUUCAAUUCAAGUUCUACAAGUAGAUGAGAAUGAUCCUUCAUCUUUAUCCACUCAUCAAUCAAUGCUUUGAGCCACAAAAGAAAUCCACAAGAAAGCUCUCUCUCUCAAGACCAUUUCUAUCAAAAUUCAAGUAGUUACAUGAAUCUAAACUAGUUCGAGUUCCAAGUGUGAACCAAAUGAGUCAACCUUGCUCAAUUCAAUUCAAGUUCCACGAGUUGACUAAAUUAAACAUCUCCACGUCCCCUGAUUCCUUUGAACGUUUCCACAUCUUCCUUCCUCUGUUCUCUUGAGAAAGCCUUGCCGAACAAGCAACUACAUGCAUAAAUAAGGCUCGAACUCCUCUCCACGCCUAACACUUCUCCCCUCUUCUCUCUCAAGCCAUGGAGCAGCACUCGAACUUCUCGGAGCAGAGCAAUAAACACAGGAGGCGGCCGCUGCCGAAGCGAGGCCAGGUCAAAGCCGGGAUCUUUAAGGGCAUCGCGAAGGCAGUCAUCCCCGUGGCCUUCAAGAAAAGAAGCGACGGUGGCUUCACCUCCGACGAGGCUUCUCCGGCGACGAAGAGCGGGUAUACUUCCAGCUUUGACGACGAAGACGAAGAUCGAUGAGUCGCGGAGAAUUCGGAGGAGAGUGAAUUCCUAUGAGUGUGUAUGUAUGUAUGUAUAUGUUUUUUUUUGAAGCUCGGCUCUGUUUUUGAAGGGAAGGGAUAACGAUAGUUUCUCUUUUUUCUGUUCUUGCUACUGGAAGCUGGAAACAGAGUCAGUGUCAGGCAGGGCGGUGUCAUUUGGGAUGAUUUGUGAAUAAAAAUUGUGAUUUAAAUUGCCUUUGUUCUCGA